Molecule: messenger RNA, 2292 nt
Organism: Propithecus coquereli (Coquerel's sifaka)
Lineage: Eukaryota; Metazoa; Chordata; Mammalia; Primates; Indriidae
Gene: PLAU
Product: plasminogen activator, urokinase
Exons: 11
Coding region: 149-1447 (432 amino acids)
Biological process (GO): plasminogen activation; regulation of cell adhesion mediated by integrin; fibrinolysis
Molecular function (GO): serine-type endopeptidase activity
Source: RefSeq, a predicted model, not a curated record
UAGAGCCCGCGUCGCCGGCCGGCGGCACAGCGCGGAGACUGGAGCCCUAGAGCCCGGCCUGGUGCCAACCUGUCCCCGCAGUGCCGGCCCGCGCCCUCCCGCCGCAGCCACUGAGCCGCUGUCUGUCCAGAGCCCCAACCUCGCCACCAUGAGAGUCCUGCUGGCGUGCCUGCUCCUCUGCGUCCCGGUCGUGAGCGGCUCCAAAGGCAGCCAUGAACUUCGUCGAGUGUCUGAUGCAUCGAACUGCGGCUGUCUGAAUGGAGGAACAUGUGUGUCCUACAAGUACUUCUCCAACAUUCGGCGAUGCAACUGCCCAAAGAAAUUCCAAGGGGAGCACUGCGAGAUAGAUACAGCAAAAACCUGCUAUCAGGGGAAUGGUCACUUUUACCGAGGAAAGGCCAACACCGACAUCAUGGGCCGACCCUGCCUGGCCUGGAACUCUAACCCUGUCUUUCUGCAAACAUACCAUGCCCACAGACCUGACGCCCUUCAGCUGGGCCUGGGGAAACACAAUUACUGCAGGAACCCAGACAACCAGAGGCGGCCCUGGUGCUACGUGCAGGUUGGCCUAAAGCAGAUUGUCCAAGAGUGCAAGGUGCCCGACUGUUCUGCUGGAACAAGGCCCUUCUCUCCUCCAGAACAACUGGAGUUUCAGUGUGGCCAGAAGGCUCUGAGGCCCCGCUUUAAGAUUGUCGGGGGAGAAUUCACCACCAUUGAGAACCAGCCCUGGUUUGCAGCCAUCUACAGGAGGCACCGGGGAGGCUCCGUCAGCUAUGUGUGCGGAGGCAGCCUCAUCAGCCCUUGCUGGGUGCUCAGCGCCACGCACUGCUUCAUUAACUACCCACGGAAGGAGGAGGACUACAUCGUCUACCUGGGCCGGUCGAAACUUAACUCCAAUACGCCUGGGGAGAUGAAGUUUGAGGUGGAACAGCUCAUCCUGCACGAGGACUACAGUGCUGACACUCUUGCUCACCAUAACGAUAUUGCCUUGCUGAAGAUCCGUUCCAGUGGGGGCCAGUGUGCGCAGCCCUCCCGGUCCAUACAGACCAUCUGCCUGCCCCCGAUGUACGGCGACGCUCAUUUUGGCACAAGCUGUGAGAUCACGGGCUUUGGAAAAGAGAAUCACACCGACUAUCUGUAUCCAGAGCAGCUGAAAAUGACUGUUGUGAAGCUGAUUUCCCACCAGGAGUGCCAGCAGCCCCACUACUAUGGCUCUGAAGUCACUUCCAAAAUGCUGUGUGCCGCCGACCCACAGUGGGAAACGGAUUCCUGCCAGGGAGACUCUGGGGGCCCCCUCAUCUGCUCCACCCGAGGCCGCCUGACUCUGACUGGGAUUGUGAGCUGGGGCCGCGGAUGUGCCUUGAAGGACAAGCCGGGCGUCUACACCAGGGUCUCACGAUUCCUGCCCUGGAUCCGCGCUCACACUGGGGAAGAGAACAGCCUCUGAGGGCCCCCAGGGAGCUGAGGGAGGAAACGGGCACCACCUACUGCCUCGCUGACCGUCAUUUUUGCAGUAGGGUCAUCUCCAUCAGCUGGAAGAAGAGACUGGGAAGACAGGCUCUGCAGAGAUGGUUUUUUCGCGCUGCCCGCCAGGGCGAGUGGCAAUUGCUUUAUCCUCAGACGCAGGCCUGGGUGCUGGCCGCCCAGACCCCCUGGCUAGGAUGGAGGGGGCGUCCUGACUCAGGAUAGUAUUGACUAGUCGUUUGUCUUUUUCUAGACUAAAGCCUUCAGGAGCUAAAAAUGGCAUCUCUUGUGCAUGGCUGGAAGGACAGUCAGCUCCCCCGACAAUGGGCAUUCGUGAGGCCCAUUGUUGAGAAAUGAAUAAUUUCCCAAUUAGGAAGUGUAACAGCUGAGGUCUCUUGAGGGAGCUUGACCAAUGUGGGAACAGCAGUUUGGGGACUAGAGACACUAAUGACUUGAGGGACAGGCUCUGACAUUGUACGAGUGUGUCAGGAAACAUUAUGUAUAUGUGUACCUUUGCACACUUGUGCACCGGCUGAGUGUGAGCGUGAGUGUGAGUAAGAGCUGGUGUCUGAUUGCAAGUCUAGAGAUUCCCCUAAACUGUAUGAACUGUGAUGCCACACAGGAUGGUCUGUCUGGAGAGGUUCUGCGUCACUCUCAGGGCCUUGGGUCCCCCACGUGAUGAUGCCUGUGAACAUAUUAUUCUGGGCAUGACCUGUGACCAGCACUUAAAUGGCUCGGUUUCACUGUCGCACAGAUGUUGCUUUCAUGGCCAGUUAUCCCUUUUUACCUUUCAGCCUCGUUCAUCCGAUCCUCACUGGGUGGGAUGAG